GCCCGCGCUCGGCCGGCGCGAUGCUCUUCUCGCUGCGGGAGCUGGUGCAGUGGCUGGGCUUUGCCACCUUCGAGAUCUUCGUGCACCUGCUGGCCCUGCUGGUGUUCUCCGUGCUGCUGGCUCUGCGCGUGGACGGCCUGGCCCCUGGCCUCUCCUGGUGGAACGUGUUCGUGCCCUUCUUCGCCGCUGACGGACUCAGCACCUACUUCACUACCAUCGUGUCCGUGCGCCUCUUCCAGGACGGAGAGAAGCGGCUGGCCGUGCUCCGCCUUUUCUGGGUCCUCACGGUCCUGAGCCUCAAGUUCGUCUUCGAGAUGCUGUUGUGCCAGAAGCUGGUGGAACAGACUCGGGAGCUCUGGUUCGGCCUCAUCACGUCUCCGGUCUUCAUUCUCCUGCAGCUGCUCAUGAUCCGCGCCUGUCGGGUUAACUAACUUCGGCAGAGGGGUCGGAGAGGGGGCGCCGGACAGCUGGAAUGCUGGACCUCAAGCCGAGGCCCUACUUGCCCCACACCGGAGGAGAGGUCUUGGUCUGAAGGCAGCUCCUGUUUGUGCCCAUCCGAGUGCCCAGUUUUCUCUAUACCAAUCGUGUCAAAUUGUUCCCUGAACAGGGCUAAAAAGAGCAGCUUUGGUCCUUAAAAUGUAUUUCCUGUUAUUUUAUUCUUUGAGUAGCUAAUCCUGAAUUGAGAUCCUGAGAAGGGCCCCAGGCCAGGCAGUAGUGAACUCCUCUGACGGUUGUAAACUGCUUAUAAGUAAAAUGUCCUGAUGGGUUCUGAGUAUUUUCCACGGAUUCUGGGAAAAUACUCCUGUAAAAAGGCUGUGAAAGUGGCCUCAGAGAUUUCUUCCAGCCAGCAGCGCUGACCAACUGCUCACUGCUCCAUUCAUCCAGGCCAGACUUCGUUAGAUGGUUGAGUGCUUUUAAAAAGUGUAAAUGAAGUUGUUUUUCUUCCUCUGUG
Galeopterus variegatus (Sunda flying lemur) is the source of this 952-nucleotide messenger RNA. RefSeq names its product transmembrane protein 203 (gene TMEM203). The record is from RefSeq and is a predicted model, not a curated record. The transcript has a single exon. Bases 21 to 431 code for a protein of 136 amino acids. Lineage: Eukaryota; Metazoa; Chordata; Mammalia; Dermoptera; Cynocephalidae. Gene Ontology annotation, biological process: intracellular calcium ion homeostasis. Gene Ontology annotation, cellular component: endoplasmic reticulum.